Varroa destructor (honeybee mite) is the source of this 6235-nucleotide messenger RNA. RefSeq lists its product as uncharacterized. NCBI's taxonomy places the organism in Eukaryota, Metazoa, Arthropoda, Arachnida, Mesostigmata, Varroidae. The record is from RefSeq and is a predicted model, not a curated record.
UUACUAUGGAGACUCUCAUGAAAUAGAAAAAACACCAAGUAGAAAGGAAGUAGAGCUUUUUCUUAAGAUGGAUUCGUGUCCAGAUUCGAACCUGGACUUUCUCAAGUAAAAAUUCGAGCAAUAGAACCGGUCAGUGAAUAUGCCAGUCUCGUUUCUUGUUUGGUCGCUUUGGAUUGCUAGUACUGCGCCUCCGAUCGUGACAGGCAGUCCCUGAAACCAUGCUAAAGCAGCAGUAAAAGGACAUCUGAGAGUUUCAGCCUCAAAUUUUUUGUUGUUUCCCCUCGAUGGCGAGUUAUGAUGCUCGUGGGUCCAAAACUCUGUAAUAAAUUAUGGUAUCAGGCGUGCAUAUAUAAGCAAUGUAUGUGUCCUCUGCGUAAGUACUGCAUUAAACCGGUUUGAUUAUAACAUGAUAAGCCGAAGAGCAAAGCAUCAUUAAGGGUUCUCAAGUCAAGGUAAUCUUCAAUCUGAAGUGGAGAGGGAGGAGAUGCGACGAAAUAAUUGAAAGCGUUUGAAGCUUAUAUUGAUUAUUUGUAACAUUAUAUCGUAGACGAAAGAUAUACAUCUUUUGCUAUGAAAGAGUUUGGCUAGUAAUUGGCUGGUGCACAAGUAAUCAGAUUACCGGUAUACAGCUGAUAUUCGGAAGAAUUUUGAUCGAACAUUUUUUCGAAAUUAGGAAACACAGUUACAUUUCGAAGACGUCACGAAGUUAAGUUAUUCAAAUGUCCCAUAUCCAUGUCUGUUCAAUAUAAACGAUAAAUUUCAAUAGUACAACUUUCGUGAAAAGAUGUCCGUUCACACAGCAGAGACAAUAGCUUCUCCAAAGUUACAGAUAUGUAAUGUUACCUAGGAUAUAGAAAACGAUUUCCCGGCAGACUAAACAUUUCCCACGUUACUUCUAUGCCAAGUAGUCUAUUACUGUGAUCUAGUUGCGGUAGACUUAAUGAAAAGCACAAAAAUAAGGAGACCAUUAAUCGGUUGCACUAAACCAUUGAACUAAACCAGAAGGAUUGUAUUUUAAAAAUAUCUACUUAAUUUGAGCUAUUCGUCUACAACUCAAGUCCGGUCCUAGCUGAAAUAAUCAUUUUGACCGUAUUAUCGAUCGUGUUGUUAUUCAAACCUUCUGAACCGCGUUGAGAUAUAUGCUCGUGUCGACCUUUAGGCUCACUGGCUCCACGGGUUAAUAAUAAAUAACAGGUUGAUGUGAACUAACCUAACACAAAUGGCACUCAGACGCAAACAAGAACGCGUACUACACGAAAAAUAUGACUUUGUAAAAAAAAAACAGACAUUAUCCAAUAUAUACACCUAAUCCAAUUGGCAAAUGCACCGAUAUCAGACUGCACAAAUGUCUCUCCAAUAUUUAAAGGAGUUCGGGUCAAAACCAGCUUCUUUUACCAUGGUAGACCCUGAUUUGCACGACAUCACCAGCCAGUCGUUUCUUCACCGCCAUUCGAGGGUUUAGGCAUAACCGUUGGAAGCGGUCAUCAGUGUGCGCAAGUAAACGCUACGGGACCAAAGAAGGGAGGAUGGCCUAUAAAGGAGAGCGCAGUCUGCAUAAAGCAAAUAGAGAUACCACGUGUUUUUUUUUUCUUAUACAUAACCAUUUACUUUUGUUGCGUUCUUUCUUCUGGUACUCAGUGAUGCAAAGGCUCGGAAAUGUCGUCGGUGUUAGUUGACUUUGCACGAUCAGAUAGGUUGAUCAUAUUGUGAAAUUCACUAAGCGUGUGGAGUGACUCAAAACAGAGUUUCUGUGUGAUCUAUUUAAUCGUAAGAAUACCCUUCUUUUUUGUUGCCGUUGUCUCUUUGGUUAGUAUUUUGUGCAUCUUUGCUUGAAAAGAAAAGUGCUUUCUUCAAUCGGGGGUUUCGUCGGGAAGAAACCUAACAAGGGUUCGAACAAUAGUAGAUCAGCGUUUGCCACUCAGCAGACAAACAUGUACCUAUCUAGCAUCAUGUACACUGAAUUGAAGCUGUGCAGGAAAUUUUCUUUGUUUCACUUUUGCCAAACUCAUUUCUAGUAAUUUCAUUACCUCGGCACAAGCAACUUGCUCUAAAGCAUAUUGGAUUUCCGUGGUUUUGAUGACUGGGCUGCUAAAGUUGGUGAAGACCGCGUUCUUGCCAAGCUAUCUCUGAGAAUUGCACGUUAUGCUUAUGCUAUUAUUUGUCUACCUCACAUUAAUAUCGGUAAGCAUUAGAGCAGAAGGUUUGAUAAUGGCUACGUUGAGGGCCUAAUUGGCCUUGGAGAAAGAUCAAGCUUAGAAUGGUCGUUGAUCUUGUUUGUGGACUAGGUAUGACACAAAUAGAUGAAAAUCUUUGAGUCUGGUAGCUUAAAGUUGACUUGAAUCGAUGCUUAGAAGUUUUUGUCAACAUACUUAAGAUUUUAUCUCAGAUAAGAAUGAUUCUGAUGAUCUCAUAAGUAAUCACAUACUUUUAUAUCAAUUAUACACCGUUAUACACAGUCGAUACUUACCGUCGUUUGCGUUAGGUAGUCCAGGCUGCGGCGUGCUGCAUCAAGGAAUUAAGUUGUUGAGUAUUAUAGAUAAGGGGACGCGACAGAGAACAGAUGUUUCAUGUGGCUAUUGCUGAGGGUGAAAUCGUUCGCGAGGUGGGUUCGUAUAUGCUAGAACAACAGGAUAUGUUCGCGGUGUAUUGUAGCCGGGCGACAACCUUUUCGGUGGUCUUCAACUCAUUGAUUGUCAGUUAUAAUUUCGUGUGAAAAACACUUUGUGGUAGUACACUGUCCAAUAGCGCUAGUAACAAUGGCGAAUGGACUGCGUCCCCGUUAUCGCCUGGUGGCAAAAUAUUUCCUCCACUAGAUUUUAAGAUGUUUAUUAAGGAGUGGCCUAGACUCGAAGUAAGCCGAAAACUAUUUGCGUUACCGAAGUAGUACAACCGGAAGUCAAUUUAAAGGCAUUUCUAGUCGUAGUGGUUGUAGUUUGUGUUUCGAGGCUCACAGCCCAGUCACUCGUUUAUUGCCACUAUCUUUAUCAUAAUCGGCCCUAAUAGUAAGCUUGGUUUGUACUGGGAAAUUGCGAACCAUCUUGAUCGAGCUAACAUGAGACUAUGAUUUUUUAUCGGUAAAUCACCGAUUUUGGGUAGGUUAUUGCCUAUGGAUGCCUACUGGUGGAAAUACUAACGUUUUUUUUUGUUUUCCACGAAUUAUUGACCAAUAGAAUAAGCAGCCUUCAAAUUUACUACAUAGUUUAGCGACAACGGUGGAUUCUAACUCUUGUUCCUAAUCUUCCCCUUCAAAACCGCUGUUACUGGCGUGCGUGAAGAAAAUAUACUUUCCAGUCAACGGAUAUCGUACAAGCUUACGAUCAAUGUACAAUAGGAUUUUUCGCGCCGGCCCCUGACGGCAGGAGAGGUUCGCUGUCGUUCGGGGGCAAUGCGAGCGGGACCGGGUGGCGCCUCAAAGGCCUCAAGCUUCCGAAGUCGAUGUCUGAAGUUUCACAAUUUUGUUCCCGCCGACCAGGCAAGCCAUCGAGGUGGGUCCGAUAGCACUCGCUUACAAGAACAACAUGGUACAAAGAAGAUCACAGUGGCUUCAACGUCCUGGUUGUCGGGGGUCCAACCGGUGCCCCAUGGUCAGCCCCCUCAGUGCAUGCUUCUUGCACAGCAGAACUGUCGAUCUCCGGAGGUCAUUCUCAAGUGCCCCAUCAUUUGCAACAUACACCCACCUGAUGCCCAGAGGGUGGCAAUCACACACCAUACGCUCCCGCAUCCAAUAGGCAGUAUAGUUCCGGCCGUUACAGGAUCUGGUGUCACGUUCCGAGCUCCGCUAACCAGUCCUCCCUCGCCAGUAGCUUUGGCACCGCCCAUUUCAUGUAACCUUUAUAGCCUUUUGCAUCCUGCCCCGUUUGCGCCUACGACCCACCUCACUCCUGAGGUCACAAUCACGCCGAUCGUUGGGCAAGGUGCUAUCCGUCAUAAAGGUAAUAACAACAGCUCAGACAGUUGUACAAUUGCCCCUGACUCGUUGGCAGGUGACACUUACGAUAGUGAUCUUCGGAAGCGAAAGUCUGAAGAUGUUCGUCGGUUACUAAAUUUAAAAAUCUCGCGAAAAGACUUUCAAAAAACCCAACGGGAAGAGCAACCUUUGGACCUGUCGUUAAAGAGAGACGUGUCCGAAGUUUCUGGCGGAAACGAUGACGACGUCCAAAUAGUCGGUAUUGAGCCCGGUCAUCUAGGCGCAGGUUCCCUUGUGCCCAGACCAAUAGCCCUGUAUGCCCAUUUGGGAUCUUCUGCUUCAUCACUACCUCACCUGGGGCAAGGACUUCAUCUCUCUCAACUGCCUUUUCAGCUUCCUUUAAGUCUGCCGUCUCAAUCAUCGAUGAAUCCUCCACUCACGCAGCAGUUAGCGGUACAGUCGCAAGGGCAUCUGCAGGGUAGAUUGCCCCCGCCCAUGGACGCGGGAUCGCGUUCGCCUGCAGUUUGUCUAGACGCCGUGGGCAGCAAUCACGACCGCCUGAGCUCCGGUAUCCUGGUUAAAACAAAACAAAUAUCCGAAAGCGGCGGAGCAACUUUCUGCAAGUUCCGCCAAGUUAAGCCGGGCGGACCAAGGCCCACAGUCACGAGAGCAGCCACCACGAAGGCCAAACGCUUCCAUUUCGUCCAGUCGAGAUGGCCCACGGGACAGCACCGUCCACCAGGAAAUAGUCCUGGAAAGUAGAGUAGAUUUUUCGACGAGUCUUACGUCUGGUGGCAUCGUCUUACCUUUGACAGCCUCUUCCAGCAACACGAAAGGAACUGUCUGACCACGCCCGUUGUCGAAUUUGAUUCGAUAUGUAUCAAGAAAUGUCUCCAAAUAGUCACACCGUACGUUUGUACUGCAUCAUCUGACGGUAGCGGUCGAAACGAGCGAAGCGAAUCACAGUAAUUUGCUUAUGGACGAUUCGUUUCUAUAUGUGCAGAGAUCGGUUUGUUCCCGAUAGUACGAUGAUUUAAACGUUGCGUGCUGAAAUUGUACAUAAUAAAUAUAUAUUGAUGAAAGUUUAUUAGAUGUAUCUAAGCGGACGGGCAUUGAUCAGGCAAAGGAUGUAAGAAGCGGAUAAAGCAAUACAAUCUGUCAAAUUACAAGCGAUAUACUCUAGCAUUCCUCAAACCUCCUUGAAGUAGAGAACUCGCAGCUUUAAUAGGUAGGACAUGGUUGUUGCCUGUAACGCCUUCCACAAGCAACGUCUGUGCUAAAGCUGCGUGACGGAUUCGUCAAUCAAUCGAUGAAUAAUGAUCGCACCUGUAGCUUUACAGGCCGUGCCACAUUAUUAUGAAACACGCCUAUAUACAUGAACCGUGUAGUGAUAGUACGAAUUUUGUGUUUGCCACUAUGCUAAACUACCGUAAUGUUAUGUACAUAGAAAGAUGGUUCAAUUUAAUCGAUCUAUUUAUGAGUGGACACACUAGAUGGCCGGGGUGGUGACGCAGGCUGUUUUAUCGUUUAGCCGACUCAGUCGUGUACUUUUCUUUUGCAGCACCCCCUUUGUUCCGCUUUUGCGUAAUGGGAACGUUGUUUCAGACUUACGUUUAUAUCUAGUGAUCGCUGAGGACAAUAAAAAAGAUAGCGAUGUCUAUCGUGGUUGUACUAGCCGGCGCGAACUAUAAUGGGGCACAUCUGGUGGGACCCGGCGGGACUGUUCAUUACAUCCUUCGCCAGUUAGCAGACCCGUAGUACUCUAGCAAGACAGACGGUAUGUGUUCCGUUGUUGAAUGGCUUCUCUGUUAUUCGACCGAAGAUGUCUGGCAGAUAGGAGCAGUGUUUCGGCUACCCAAAUUUACCCUCGAAUGUUACCUGUGGCACAAUUUAGGUGGUUUUUUUCGAAGAAGAGAAAGUGAUGCGAUGAGAAGACUUUUCGUAGGCAAAUGAACGAUAUUAUAGGAUGGACAGUUUAAGGCACAGCUGAAGUGUGGGUGGCUUUCAGCUCGCAAAGGAAUCUGUGUUAGAUUAACAGUGGUGCAUUUGUCUAGAAUCGAAAUUAAUCGUCUCAGGAAGACUCGAAUGAAGUUAGCGAACGUUCUCACUAGUAUGAGUUUCUGAAACUAAUUAUCUGACGGAAGCUUCUCCCGUCAAUCGCUCAGACAGACCAGACGAGCUAUUGAGGAACCCAUUAAGCGCUGGUUACCUCAAUCAAUAUGAUAAAGCGCUAUUUCAGUUCUCGUUGAAUAAACGCUUCAUUUUUUACAAAUGCAACAUUCAUAGCUAUAGCGGACAUUAAAAAAAAAAAAAAAAAAAAGCAUCUAC